Molecule: messenger RNA, 827 nt
Organism: Bursaphelenchus xylophilus (pine wood nematode)
Lineage: Eukaryota; Metazoa; Nematoda; Chromadorea; Rhabditida; Aphelenchoididae
Source: the annotation of a GenBank genome assembly
AUGUAUAAGAAGGUCAAUCACAGCUCUUGGCUAUUAGAAAAGCAUCUGGAAGAAGAGAGAAGAGCCCGUGAACAAGAUCGAGUGCUAUUUCAGCAACAACUCAGUAAGGUAAGUGGUAUAGAAGCAGAUUAAACUUGUUUUAAGAGAGGUUUCAAACAGUACUUUGUUUAGGAACGGUACGACAAGCAAUGCCUGAGGCAAAAAGUCACCGAUAAUGCCAUCCUGACUCGCAACCUGAUUCUAUACGCUCGCUCUCUCGAAGAAGUAAGUGCUCAAUUUUGGCCACCCUUUAUUUGAGGGGGAUCGAACGUUGAUUGUAAAGUUGCCUGACUAGUUAGCCGAUAUGUUGGAAUAAGCCAAAUUUCACAAAUUUCUAGUGGAAAGGGUUUGGUAGCCAAAAAGUUGGAUUGCCUAGACAAGGUGUUGGAAUGGCUAGAACUUCGAAAGUGGCUAGACGGUUGGGAUGGCUGUCAAACUUUUGGAAUAGCAGCCAACGUAAAUCAAAAAAUUAAGCAGGGGUUUGGGGGACCAAGGGAAGCUUUCAUUUCACAGUCUGUCGGGAAAAUAAUGGGGAUCCUUGAAAUUGCCCAUCAUAGCUUUGGGCAAUUUCCAGCUUUGCGACAGCUGAAAAUUUGGUGCGCGACUGCAACGAGCCAUUUUGCUGCGACAAAUCAACACCCUGUAUUAACAUUGUGUAAUUACAUAUUUUUCAGGAAAACAGGAGGAUUCUUCAUUACAUUUCGACUGCUAAAAAGGUUCAAAGAAACAUAAUGAAUCAACUGAGUUGUCAACCACCAACGAAAUCCAUAAAGAUCGUUUCAAUCUAG